UCACACGUACGUUACGUUCACAUCCUCGUUAUCCCCUCCACAAGGUGUUGUAUGUUGCUUGCGGCGGAGAUCUGGCAGCUUUGUGCUACGAUAAAAUCUGUUCAACCACAAACAUUUAUUGACACGUGAAUUAAUCAUGAAGAUAUUUAUCUCUCCCUUUAUAAUGUAAAAGUAACGAGAACAGCUGGUAUUUGUGUUUAGACCACCAUAAGAUCACCGUUUUCCAGAAUGAUAUGUGAUAUUAAAUUAGAAAGAGUGACUUCGAAUAACAAACACAUCUUUGUAUUCUUUCCACGUCAUUUUGAGUAUGAAUCACUCAAUGUACGUAUGUAUGAUUACACGACAAUGCCUAUUGUUUGAGCAUUGAAAAUGAUCUCGUGAGAAAUCAAAUUGAAUCACGUGAAAAGCUUAAGCAAUUAAGCCUUAGAGAAUCGAGACUUCGUUUUUCAAACGAUUUUCAAAAAUGUGGAAACCCUUCGAAGCUGGCAGUUCUCCGGUGGACUGGUGUGAGGGAAAUUACAGUAUUUCACCCAGCAUCGCCGAAUUUAUGAAUACAUUCAGUAAUGUGGUCUUCCUGUUACUUCCACCUGUGCUCAUGCACUUAUUUAGAGAUUAUGGUCGCUUUGUGAAUCCUGGGAUUCAUAUAAUUUGGUUCUUAUUAAUGAUAGUGGGACUUAGUAGUGCAUAUUUUCAUGCUACUUUGUCCUUAAUUGGUCAACUUUUGGACGAAUUAGCUAUUUUGUGGGUAUAUAUGGCAGGAUUUUGCAUGUUCUUUCCAAGAAGAUAUUUUCCAAAUAUCUUUCGUAACGAUAGAAAGCUUUUUUCUAUAUGUGCAACAUUACCGACUUUGAUUGCUACUGGUUUGGGUAUACUACAUCCAGCUGUAAAUGCUUUCGCGUUGAUGAGUUUGGGUAUACCGGCGUUCGGAUUUCUGAUCAUAGAACUAAAAAGGACUACAUCGAUAAGAGUAUACAGGCUGGGGCUGCGAUGUGGUGCCAUGUGGAUAUUAUCGGUGACUUGUUGGUUAAACGAUCGUUUAUUUUGUGAUACAUGGCUAAAUCUUAAUUUUCCUUAUCUCCAUGCGCUGUGGCAUCUGUUUAUCUUUAUUGCAAGUUACACUGCGGCGGGGCUAUUUGCAUAUUUUGCCGUACAGGAUGAAAAGCCGCAACAAUUGCCAGUACUUAAAUAUUGGCCCAGAGAUGAUUUCGAACUCGGUAUACCGUACGUGACUAUUCGAAGUUAUAUGAAAUUAAACUACAAUUCGAAUAUAUAGCUCUUUUUGUAAAGGCUUUUAGACUAGGCAACUAAAACUAUAAUGCAUUAUUAUUACAAUGAGUUUUUGAGUUUUAUACGGUAUGAAAUAUACAUAUAUAUGGUUUUGC
This is a messenger RNA of Camponotus floridanus (Florida carpenter ant), 1382 nucleotides long. It is a transcript of the gene bwa, whose product is annotated as alkaline ceramidase. Gene Ontology annotation, molecular function: hydrolase activity, acting on carbon-nitrogen (but not peptide) bonds, in linear amides. The transcript is spliced from 4 exons. The coding region runs from base 464 to 1273 and encodes 269 amino acids. Gene Ontology annotation, cellular component: membrane. Gene Ontology annotation, biological process: ceramide metabolic process. The record is from RefSeq and is a predicted model, not a curated record. Lineage: Eukaryota; Metazoa; Arthropoda; Insecta; Hymenoptera; Formicidae.